CCUGCUUGGGGAGUAGCUUGGUAUUUCUGGACCCCCAUCCAUUGUUCUGUGUGCAUCACCAUGAGAAAAUGACAUGCUGCUUCCUUUUCAAGAUGAUCUGAAGUGGCAAGAAUUUUCACUCUCCAGCCUUGAAGAGCAGCAUCUGAAUGCAAAUAUAACUCCAAUCAGCCUGAUGAUCUUCUUUUGAUUUCCUGAGCGAGGCCACCUCCUGGAUCACCACGUUCCUCUCACAAGACCUGAUGUUGUGGAAAUUCCCUUGCCUUAGAUGCAGAGCAGACUUUUUUUUUUAUUCCCCUAAAGGCUCCUGGUUUGUUGUCAGCAAAGCAUUUUCAAGCAGCAAGUACAGAGCUUUUAAGGGGAGCUGUGGAAGCAGUUAUUUUUGACCUACACUGAAAGCCUGCACCUGUAUUUCAUAACGGAGAGUAGGAUGUACCCACCUACAGGUGAUCCUAAAUGCCUCAGGGAGGAAAACAAGGCUUUUGACAUGCGAUGAAGUUUGGUUACAGAUGCUGUGACUCCGCCUGUUUCUCCAGCCAGGGGCUUGUAAGGGCUGGAGGGAGCCGUGCUGGCUGCAAUAGCUCCAGCUGACCACUUCCUCAAGCCAAGAGUUGUCUCGCAGCCAAAGGACCCGGUUUACUUAUGAUGGCUGCUGGGAAAAAAGAGGAACAACAAACACUGGAUAAGAGCACAAGAAACACUCUGCAGAAUCAGGCCAGCAGCUGACUGAGCCAGGCGUUCUGUCUUCAACAGCGGUGAAAGGAGCUGCUGAAAAUCUGACUGAUGCCUCAACAGCUGCCCUAAGCCUCUGGGAUGACUUUCCAAUUGCUGAAGCAUCUGGAUAUGAAUUGCACAAGCCAGUUAAAAAGAGUUCCCAGUAAUAUCUGGUAGAAGCUACGGCAGAGAAAUAAGUGCAAAAGACCCAGCCAGAGAGAGCAAGCCACUUCUCUGCUUUCUGAGUUUUCCAGAUGCACCCUGGGACCGCUUCUUCCUCACGCAUGACGGUAGAACCCACCGCUCUGUGAUCUGCAGUGAAGGACAGCAUUCAAGCGAAGGCUUUAUUAAUGAAGUAUGAUGGGAUGUGUACAUCUGAUCUUCCUAUCUGCCUUCCUCUCAGUUUCCAUGACAGCCGAAACAUUUGAUGCAAUGGAAAGUGAGGCUUUAGUUAUAAAAUGUCCCCGAUGGAGUUCAUCUGUGAAAGUGACCUGGUAUCACAUGGAUACUAACAAAAUAAUUCCUCCAGAAGAAACGGGAUCACGAAUAUUUUCCUUAAAUAGAUUUCUUUGGUUUCUGCCAACUUCUAGGGAGGAUUCUGGAAACUACACUUGUGUUAUACAUUUUUCAAAUAAUCGCACAAAGUUGUUCAACGUGAGUGUGCAGGUGCAUCCAUACAAGCAAGGACUAUGUUUCCCAAGUCAGAUUCGUUACCCAAAUGACACUGGAAGAGGAAGAAUUGUUUGUCCUACAAUUGACAAUUAUAAGAAUGCUACUAUCAUCCAGUGGUAUAAGGACUGCAAACCUCUUCAGGGAGAGAGAUACCUCAAGGAAGAAAAAUACGUUUUUAUUAAAAACCCAGGAAAGGAGGAUGAUGGUUAUUAUACUUGUCAAUUUAUCUACACUCAUAAAGGGAAUGUGUUUAAUGUAUCAGCAACAAGGAUUUUCAUAAGUGAGGCAAAACACUCACCUCUACCUCCUCAAAUUUUAUUUCCAAAAGAUAAAGAUGUAAUAGAAGUGGAGCUUGGUGUUGCUUGGUCUCUGAAAUGUCAGGCCCGCCUGGGGAUUAAGAAACCGCCAAUGGCUGCUGUCACAUGGGAUGUGGAUAACAUCCGGGUGAAAUACUUAGAUUUUUCAAGAUUUCAUGAAAAAACUAGUUUUUUUGAAGGGCGUGAGCAAGAAUAUUACAGAGAGACAACUUUGCAUAUUACUGAAAUAAAAAAGGAGGAUCUGCAAGCAAAUUUCACCUGCGUAGCAUUGAACGAAAUGCAAACCACAAAGGCCACGGUGACAUUACGACUCAAAGCACAAAGUGAGGUGGAUCUUCCUAACGUACUCUUGAUCGUAGGAUCUCUAGUUCUGCUAUUUGCAGUGGCAGGCUCCAUUAUACUUUAUCAGUCCUUCCGAGUUGAUAUCGUCCUAUUGUAUCGGGAGAUAUUUCAGCCCUACUCGGUCAAGGAUGAUGGGAAGAUAUACGAUGCAUAUGUUAUCUACCCCAGAAGCCACACCAAUGAAGCUAAUUUUGUGGAAUAUUUUGUUUACGAAAUCAUGCCAGAUAUUCUAGAAAAUAAAUGUGGAUAUAAACUGUGUAUUUAUGGGAGAGACAUAUAUCCUGGAGAAGAUACAGCCAGUGCAAUUGAGAAGAGGAUGCAGAAGAGCAGGCGGCUGAUCAUCCUCCUAACGCACCAGCUGACUAAUUGUAAAGAACCUGCAUAUGAUCAACACAUCGCUUUAUACAAUGCCCUCAUUCAAAAUGAUACAAAGGUGAUCCUGCUGGAAAUGGAGACAGUUGGGACUUAUGAGAAACUUCAGGAAUCUCUUAGGUUUAUUAUUAAGCAGCAAGGUACCAUCAAAUGGAAAGAGCAGCACACUGUGCACCCACAGUCAUCCAACUCUAAGUUCUGGAAGCAGGUGAGGUACCAUAUGCCACUGACACUCAAGUCUUCCUACUCAGCUAAUGCUGGAUGAGCAGUGAGUGGAAGAAAACAGUGGUACUCUAUCAGGAUGAACUACACGCCUGCAGCUCCUUUUUCUUUCAGUAGGUACAUGGUUUUACAGUCUGGAAGUCUGGUUGUAUUUUUGGACUUUUUUUCAGUCCUUCGAUUGAAUAACAAGGAGGUAAACUGAUGGAGGAUAUCUGGGGAACUGAGGGAAGUUUUUAUAGGUAUAGGAGUUCUGUAAAUAAAUCAUUCUAGGCUGUAUGCAGAAUUUUGCAUGUCACAGGAAACAAAAUUUACCUAUACUCUUUCUAUGUACACUCAUACAAAUAACUGAAAGUUUUAAUUCCAAAUAGCUGAAUGUUCUGCAAGUUCGCUUUACUUUUCUAAUGCAGUUGUUCAAAGAUAAAUGCCUUCUGUAUUAUUCAACUAGAAAGCAUAGUGUGUAUUAUUCAACUAGAAAGUGUAAUAUUGUGCUGUUGUUCAUUUUUAAUAAAUACACACCAAUACAUAUUUAUACGUAUUUUAAUAUUAUAUACAUAUAAAAAUUAAUCUCACACAAAGUGAAAAUUUAAAUCUUUCAAGUACAACAGACCAUGCUGUUGCUAUUGUUAUUAUCUCCAGAUAGAAAUAACAUUUUUAAAUGUAAUUAUUUUUUUUGUACACAGAUAGCAUUCCUUUAAACUAAUGAAAAAAAAGUCUUGCUGCAUUUUAUAACAGCUGGCAUCCACCUUUUUUCUUUCUGCUUUGACCUUUUGCCUAUUUAUACUUUCUUCUGACAGGCAUACCUUGAGAUGCAAAGGUCAGAGCCAAAUCUCCUUCUAGUUCAAGGGUGUACGAACAAAAUGUUUUCUACUACAGAUAUCUUUGCAAACUUUAAUCUUUUUAGCUUCUUAAAACCAGGAAUUUUCUUACUGUUGGGAAUGCUUGUUUUUGAGCUUCAAGCUUGCUAUGGAGAUGGACUUAAAAAGUGCAAAUUAGAUGCAGAACAUCUCAUGUUACCAAGUCCAGGCUUACAGAGCAGGCAAGUAACUUCCUUUUACUGUAAGUUUUUAUUGAAUGUGGAUCUUCUGACUUAUGGAUGGCUAUUGGGAGUGGGAAAAAUAUGUAUGCAAUAGAUGUAUAGAUUUUUUUUUCAACAUUAAAUUAAA
This is a messenger RNA of Chroicocephalus ridibundus (black-headed gull), 3799 nucleotides long. RefSeq names its product interleukin 1 receptor like 1 (gene IL33R). Bases 1069 to 2679 code for a protein of 536 amino acids. The record is from RefSeq and is a predicted model, not a curated record. Gene Ontology annotation, molecular function: interleukin-1 receptor activity; interleukin-33 binding. Lineage: Eukaryota; Metazoa; Chordata; Aves; Charadriiformes; Laridae. The transcript is spliced from 14 exons. Gene Ontology annotation, biological process: signal transduction.